AACGAACUGAACUGACGGAAGUAGUAGAGCUGCCAUUGUAGUUUAGGCUGUCGUGUGAUUAUAAAGUUUAAGGAAUUUUUUUUAAGUCUGUUAGAUUAUAAGGCAUAUUAUGCGAAUGUUGAGGUUACCGCACGAAAUGGACGAUGACGAGAAAGGGAAACUCUUUGUUGGGGGCCUUUCUUGGGAAACAUCUCAAGAUAAUCUUCAACGGUAUUUUCAACGAUACGGCGAAGUGAUCGAUUGCGUUGUUAUGAAAAAUGCAGAAUCUGGACGAUCUCGUGGUUUCGGUUUUGUUACAUUCGCAGACCCUCAAAAUGUACAAGUUGUGUUACAAAGUGGACCUCAUACUUUGGACGGCAGAACCAUUGAUCCCAAACCAUGCAACCCGCGAACUCUUCAGAAACCGAAGAAAGGAGGAGGUUAUCCUAAGGUAUUCUUAGGGGGUCUUCCGUCGAAUAUCACUGAAACUGAUUUACGGACGUUUUUUACUAGAUUUGGUAAAGUGAUGGAAGUUGUUAUUAUGUAUGACCAGGAAAAGAAAAAGUCCAGAGGUUUUGGUUUUCUUUCGUUUGAAGAUGAUGAUUCAGUUGAUAGAUGUGUUUCGGAGCAUUUUGUUAAUUUAAAUGGCAAGCAAGUCGAAAUUAAGAAAGCAGAACCGCGUGACGGCUCUGGGGGAAACAAAAUGGGAGGUAGUGACGGCGGAUCGUGGGGGCCGCCACAAGCGCCGAUGGGUAUGAUGCAAGGACCGAACGGACAGAUGGGAGGACCGCCUAUGAAUUUAGGUCCCGCAAUGGGUCCUAACAUGAUGCAGAGUUAUCAAGGAUGGGGUACAUCGCCGCAACAACAAAGUUACCCGGGAUACGGCACGCCUUCUGGGCCCGGUUCGUAUCAAGGUUGGGGAGCACCUCCCGCUCCUCAAGGGCCUCCGCCACAAUGGGGAAGUAACUAUGGAGGGCCACCACAACAGCAAGGUUACGGUUCUUAUGGACCAGGUACGGGAAGCGGUACGAAUUGGAACAGCUGGAACAUGCCACAAAGUAAUCAGUCGACGGGUCCGUCAGGGUAUCUUGCAGGGGAUAUGUAUUCCCGGCAGCAAUCAGGUCCCGGAGGUCCCACAACGCCCAACGCUCCUCCCAAUAUGUCGUCGUCGAACGCAAAUUCCAAACCGGGAUCUGACUAUUCCAAUUACAAUUACGGUUCUUAUUCGACGGACCAGACGAGUUAUGGUAUUCCUCAACGUUCUUAUGGUAACGAUGCGAGUUCACAGCUGGGAGGGUACUCUUCGCAGCCACCCAACGCAGUUGGAAACGUGUUGGCUUGAUAAACGUGAAGAGAACAUCCGGACUGGUUACACCCGCCAAACUCAAUUAUUCUGAUUAGACAGACAUAUGACCCAUCGGCAUCCUGCGUCUGUUGCCGUUAGUAAUUUGUCCGCACCUGCAUGGCACAGACAUUCAAAACUGCUUCGGUUACUGUUCCGUUCUUUCGAGUCAUUAAUAUAUAAAUACAUAAUUCUAAUUAACGAAAACAUUGAAAAAGUACAGACAGACAGAAAUGUUGACUAUUUUUAAGCACUGCUCAACUUGUUAAUAAGUAGUAACAUAAUGUAAAUCAAAUUUUUACCUCAUAACUACUUCAAUUAUCUGCCUUUGGGAUGCCUGCUCGGUUCCUUUAACGAAUGCCUAUCGAUAUGUGAUUCAUAUUGUUGUAAUUUUCAUAAUUAGGGUGAUCGCAUUUAAACUAGUUUCUUAAUUUAGUACCUACGUCUAAAAAUCUACUUUUAAGUGCAUCUUAUAAUUCUAGUCUGAUGUAACGUAUAAUUUUCCAAGAAUCUGUAGACGUUUUUGUAUAUAGAUUUAUUUAUUAGUUGAGAACAAAUUUUUAAGAACGAGUAGGCAUUCUGAUAUAUUUAAGGGUAAUAAUAAAAUUUUUAAAUAAUCGUUGUAAUUUUAAGAUCACUAUUUAUAAAUUAUUUAUACAAAUAAUAGAAAUUACUUAAGAAUUCAACCACAAGUAGAUAUUUAGGAAUAUUUUAUCGAAGUCUGGCUGUACUACUGUAGAUGCUUAAUAUAGUAUUUUAAUUUAUUUUUUUUAACAAAUACUAUUUUAAUUCUUUUAAUCGUUCGGUAGUAGAAAUUACGAUAAUUAGGGUGUUGUUUUUAUUGAAUUUUUUACGAAACAAGAAGUGUGUGUGUGUGGUUCAAUUUCUUUUAUUCGUAUUUCGUGCAAUUUGAUUACUGUCUGUCUAAUGUACAGGGUGAGUAAUUUCUCUGUCGAAUUUCUUACGGUUCGACGGCCACCUUUUGUUGGUUCGCGAAUUUUAUUGUUUUAAUUGGUCGGCGGAAGUACUAGAGAAAAUCGCAGCUAAACGACUCGGUCUGUUUAAUCGAUACCGACGUGUGCGGAAUUUGCCAACUCCCAACUGCAAUUUUACUCGUUUAUUAUUCGUUUUUAUAUAAUUAUCCCAAGGUUGUAAGUUCUACACUUUUUUUUUUAUUUAUAUUUCUUAUUCUCUACGGUAUAAUUUUUAUGUUAGGUAGACUGUGAGCACAGUAAACCUCCAUUCUCCGUGCUUUACAGGAUUUCCUUUUGUCAUCCCAUAUAUUCCCAGCUCGGAUAAUUGAGGUUCGUCUGUCACUAAAUUUACAUGACGACAACGGUUAAUGUUCGGAGUACAGUGUUUAUAAUAGCGUAAGAGUUCCAUGUCUAGUUGUGUUGUGAUAUAGGCAGUUUAAAUUUUUAAUAUUGCGCGACCUGAUCUUUAACCUUUAAGAAUUGCACUGAGUAGGCCUUGCUGCGGACGCGUUGAUAUAUUUGGAAUAAUUGUAUAAUAAAUUUAGGGUAGCGGUUAUUAAUUUACUUCCUAAUAAUAUAUCAUAGUGAAAUUAUAAUUAGAGGAAUGUAGUUCUGUCUGUCUGGGUUUAAUGUGUCUAUCUAAUCAAACGAUAAUUGAUUUUCUUUCUCUAAGUUAGUUAAAAUUCUUAUGUGACAAUCUUAUAGUAAGAAGUGAUUUCGUAUUACCAUCGUAGCCCUUUUGUUUCGGUCAUUUAAAAAAAAAGGCUAACACUCUUCGGUUAAUGAGAAAUUUAUCGUAGUCGAAUAGAGAGAUGUUGCUGUAACUCUCGAGAUACAAACGCAGGUGUACAAUGAUCUUCACUAAUAAUGGCACUCUUAUUGAUUUCUCAGUUUUUUUUUUUAUAACGCUCGAGUGAAAAUUUGGCAGUUGAAUUUUUAACAUUAAAUUUUAGCGGAGCAAAUAAUAUAUAAAGCAACUUUCCUCUCUUUUCCUUAUCCAUAUUUCCUGGGGUAGUUACAAGGUGGGGCGCGUUAUUUAUUUAUUAUUUUUAAAGUUAUCGAAAAUAGUAGGGUUUAUACUACACACGAAUAUAUUAAUAUACAUUUAUGCCGAUACCUAAGUAAAUAAUUGUUAAAGUAGUUAUACUUUAGGCAAAAUAUUACAAGAUAAAUUUACAAACUAAUAUAGAUUAAUUAAUUAAAUUGUAUUUUGUAUUACAAUAUUGCUGACGUAGUUAAUUCAAUUGUUAGAAUAAUUAUAAAUUUAAAUAGUAACUUUAGAACAAUUUGACUGAUGUACAGAGAACAUACAGAAUAAGUUUUAAACUAUUAUACAAUAAAACAUACUUUAUAAGUAUAUGAUUACGAUUAGGGCCUUUAACAUAGUGCAAUUUCACAUGUGGUUUAUCUAGCAAGAAUAGUUAUUAUGUAAAGAAAAAAAUCCUCAAAUGUUUUAAACGUAAAUUUAUAUUGUUUAGCGAAUUAUGUGUUUGCUCUUGGUGCAGGCACUGCCCGAUUUUUAUAUAUGGUAUUUGUUGCUCAAAAGAUCGUCUUAUUUUAAGUAUAAUUAAUUGAAAUCGCGUAAGCCAGUGAUCUAAUUAAAGAAAAAAUCUGUAUAUUAAAUAUAUGAGUGUGAACCUAUAGGUGUGUAAAUUUGUUUUUAAUUAAUAAGUCUAUUGAUGAGUGAUAUAUAGAUAUCGUCACAACUACUUGGCAAGAAAUUAGUUACAUAACUUGUCCCUCUUUUAACUCAUCCUUGUCUCUCCUGUUUUUAUAUAAUAUACAUACAUAUAUCGAUAACUCACUUUAUCUUCCUCGUCACUUGUAUAUUAGCUUCAUAGUAUUUUAUCACUUGCAAGCAAUUAAUAGAAAACUAUUGUUAAUUAUUGAAGUAUUGUAAAGGUCUGUCUAAUACUAGUAGUAAUUGUUAACUCGACGAGACCUGGUUUUUCAAUUUUUUAGUUAUUCGUCUAAGAAGUAGCGCAUUUUUAUUGGGGUAGUUAACUUAAUCUUUAAUAUAUUUAGCGUGGAUUUAUGACAUUAGAUUAACAAUACUGAACAAAAAAAUGUACCUAUCAUUAUCUUUCAUUAGACGAUAAUGAUUAAAUUAUGGAUCUAAUUGA
Molecule: messenger RNA, 4418 nt
Organism: Photinus pyralis (common eastern firefly)
Lineage: Eukaryota; Metazoa; Arthropoda; Insecta; Coleoptera; Lampyridae
Gene: Hrb27C
Product: heterogeneous nuclear ribonucleoprotein 27C
Exons: 8
Coding region: 110-1321 (403 amino acids)
Molecular function (GO): RNA binding
Source: RefSeq, a predicted model, not a curated record